UGGGUUGGUGGAGGAGAAGUGAUGAGGUCCACACUUUUGCUUUAAUCGAUGGUGGAUUUUGCUUGGUGUAGAUGUGACAUGCAAACGUCUCCAUCACCACCAAAAUCACUUGCUUUUCCCCGUUUGCUCACGCCCACCAUUUCACUUCUUUCUUAUUUAAUGGGAUUUUUUUUUUUAAUAUAUAUAUAUAUAUAUAUUAAAAAGUGAAGUUUAAUAUAAUAAUGCUUAUUUUUGGGGGGAAAAACAAAUGUAGAGUACAACAAGGCACAUUGUUAUAAUAAGGUACUUCCUCUUAGCUUUCAUUAUUAUUUAUUUAUAUAAAAGAAACUAAUAAACGUGAAAAUCAUUCACCAAAAAAUAAUAAACGUGAAAAUCUAAUCUAAAAACAGAGUGGGGUCCAAAACGGUUAAAUUAGUUCAGAGUAAGACUGUUGUGUUUCCGGUGUUGUGACAAUUUCCAGAAGAACCAUGCCAGAUUGGGAAUUUCAUUGCAGUUAAUAUUCCAAAAACCGCAUAUCGGUUUCGAGGGAACCUUCCCGUAGAGCCUAGCCUGGAGGAUUCUUGGGUAGCUCCUUGUCUCUAGGAUCUUUCACCAUCUCUCUUUGUUUGAGGGAGGGAUUCAGCGUGAUUGAUUUUGGGUAAGACAUGGAACGGCACCAAAAGGACCCCACAAUAUCUGACUAUAAAACUACUAAAAGCCACUUGAUCAGAUUCUCCAAAAACGAUCCUCAGCCUAUUCCUGGCAUAACCGACUACCUAUGGAAAGAUUACUGUCCUGCAGUUUUCAGCCGAAUUCUUCAGCUUGGAGAUGUUGAUAGUGCCGACUACAUUCCCACAGUUUGUUGUGACGAGACACUAAAUUUGAUUUUUCAAUCACGGGGAAAAAGUGGCAGCCUGUUGUUUUUGUCUAAGGAUCUCCGCUUUGUCAUAAAAACCGUGCGGAAAUCUGAAUUGAAGGUAUGCCUAGAUUUUUUACCAAACUAUUAUCGGCAUGUCAAAAAGAAUGAAUCUUCACUGUUAACAAAGGUGUAUGGACUUCAUGUUGUAACGGCCAUUGGAGUUGGAGGUUGUAAGUGUUACUUUGUUGUGAUGUCGAACGCAAUGCAAACAGAUAUGUCCUUGGACAAGUACUUCGAUCUUAAAGGUACAGCAAAAGGUCGAACCCUCGACAAAGAGGUAGGCCAUGAUAAGAAAGUCAUACAUAAGGAUCAGGAUUUGGAAUACUCUUUUUAUCUUCAUCCCUUGCUCAGGACUCGGAUUCUUGGGCAAAUCAAGUAUGAUUGCGAAUUUUUGGAAGCCGAAAACAUUAUGAAUUACAGUCUUUUACUUGGAAUUCACUUCGAAACUUCAAGUGAAGUUACGGAAUGCUCUUUGGAUGGAACAAGUACUUCCAGUACCAAAGAUGAAAUCUCCGAAAAUGAUGAGGAUGCUGAUGACUCAGUGGAUACAGUGGACACAGAGUUAACCUUUGCUGAUCUUUACUCCAGUCCUGACAGAUUUGAUCAUAGAUUUGGUGUCCAAAUGCCAGCACGAGCACUGCAGCAUCCAUUGCAUGAAACAGGAAGUACACCAACGCACAGAAAGGCAAAAGCAGAGGAAUGCCAGGAUGUUACUCUUUGCGUUGCCAUCGUAGAUCUUCUAAAGCAUUACAAUAUGACCAAGAGAUUUGAGCAUGCUUACAAGUCCAUUCAAUUUGAUUCGAAAUCAAUAUCAUGUGUGAACCCCAAAGCCUAUUCUUCUCGUUUUCUGGAGUUCUGCAGCAAUAUACUCCGAGAAGAUAUAGAGUUGGAAUAGUUAGGCACUUAUGAGCUGAUUUAAAUUUUUUUCCAUUUUCAUCUGCCCUUUUUUUUAUUUUUUGGUAAUCGUCUAUUUUCAUCUUCCUGCACUUAUCGGUCAAGAAGGUUACGAAUUGAUAGAUGGAUGAGUAGAUGAUGAGCCACUCUAAGAAUUACAUGCCCUCACUGUGUAAGUUUUGAAAUCUAAGAACCAAGAAAACGAUGUAUCCAAGUUUUUUAACACACAGAGGGCACAUUAUCUAUGUAAUUUUGACAAUGUGAUUUAUGAAUAUACCAUUAAA
Messenger RNA from Ziziphus jujuba (common jujube), 2076 nucleotides. Its product is annotated as phosphatidylinositol 4-phosphate 5-kinase 10. Bases 645 to 1793 code for a protein of 382 amino acids. Gene Ontology annotation, biological process: phosphatidylinositol metabolic process. The transcript is spliced from 9 exons. The record is from RefSeq and is a predicted model, not a curated record. NCBI's taxonomy places the organism in Eukaryota, Viridiplantae, Streptophyta, Magnoliopsida, Rosales, Rhamnaceae. Gene Ontology annotation, molecular function: phosphatidylinositol kinase activity.